AUGGACGUUCCAGUUGCACCGCGACCACACUCCAACACUCAGCGCCCUACACAGGCCUAUUAUGUGCCUCGAAAGCUGCUUGAGUGUGGUCGCGGCCCGCAAUCAAAACCAACGAAUACUGAAAAAAAUGAAAAGCCCAUACAAACUUCUGUCCAGAAGCAGAAGCCCCGCCCACUUAUGGAUAAUGUCAUCACGACUCCGACUUCUUCUAUCAAGGAGAAGUCAACCCAAUCAAACCGUCAAAAAUCAAACGCCCCUGCAACGAAGAAAUCAUCUUCAAAUUCUUCAAAUUCUCCACGAAAAUCUCCACCAGCUAUGACAGCAUAUCAGCCACCAUUACAGUAUCCUUCUUCGCCGCGAGACCUUCAUCUCGUAUCAUCAACUCCAUCAUCUCGUUCUUCAUCUUCAAUGAGUUCUUCUGGAAUUGCUCCACAAAUUUCUCCAACUCUUACCGUUUCAUCUCCACGUGUUCUUCAUGUUAAAGGCGGACCACAGAAAUAUUCAUUGCCUCGUCCGAAUGCAUUUGCACCAAUGAUUGCACAAUCAGAUGAGAAAGAAUGUAUUUGUGAUAGAAAGAAGACUCAUGUUGUUUGCAAAAGAUGUGGUUACGAAUGUAUUGGACGUGUUCAAGUGACAUGUGGACAACAUCCAAUGAUUCUUGCAUUAAAUGAUCUUCGUGAAUGCCCGAAUCCAGUUUGUCACAGUGUUCAACUUCUUGAAUUUGAUGAGUUCGGAAAUGAAGAUGUUCAUGAUGACACUAUCGAACAAUUGCUCGCCGAGCCCAUUGAGAAGAUCGAUUUACAAUCCUAA
Caenorhabditis remanei is the source of this 810-nucleotide messenger RNA. RefSeq lists its product as uncharacterized. Bases 1 to 810 code for a protein of 269 amino acids. The record is from RefSeq and is a predicted model, not a curated record. NCBI's taxonomy places the organism in Eukaryota, Metazoa, Nematoda, Chromadorea, Rhabditida, Rhabditidae. The transcript is spliced from 5 exons.